CGUGCAGCAUCUUAACCAAGGCCAGACGCUGUUCCUUCGAACCUUCCCUUCUCGCAACGAGCACACGCCCUUGGACCUCAAUAGCUGAGAACCAGAGACGCAAAAUGAGUUCUCCUUAUUCAUCUUUGGUUCUCGUCAACAAUGCGGGCCUCAAUUGGACUCCUGAUGUUGUGCCAGCUUUUGAUGCCACAAUGACGCCUCAUGACAAGCACCCAUCGCUUGUUGGCCUGGUAAUCCUCGUCUUCGAGGCCGUCUUAGAGGUCAUUUGUGUCAGCUUACCUGGAUAUAUCCUCGCCAGGCGUGGCCUCUUCAAGCCAGAACACCAGAAGUUCGUCGCAAACUUGAACAUGUGGAUCUUCACACCCUGUCUCAUAUUCAGCAAGCUCGCCAAGCAAUUAAACCCCAGCCAACUAGCCGAUCUCGCUGUCAUUCCAGUUAUCUUCGUAAUACAGACUGCUGUCUCGUACGGAGUCUCCAUUGGUGUUUCGAAGUUGUUCCGAUUCAGGAAACGAGCAACUAACUUCAUCACGGCCAUGAGCGUUUUUGGAAACUCCAAUUCACUCCCUAUAUCUCUCAUCAUAUCAUUAUCCCAAACCUUGAAGGGGCUAUCUUGGGAUCAAAUCAAGGGUGACCAUAGCGGAUUAGUGUCUGCUCGGGGUAUAUUAUACCUACUGAUCUUCCAACAACUUGGGCAAGUGGUACGGUGGAGCUGGGGCUUCCACAUCCUAUUAGCCAAGAAAGACCAAUAUGAGGAUUAUCGGGAUGAGUGCAUCGAAGAGGGACGCUAUCGUGACGACGACACAUCUAGCGAGGUCUUGAUACCUGGUCUUGACGGCAAUACCGAGAGCUCAGAUGAUGAAACAUAUGUUCCAGCAGGCAGAACUCCGGUCGGCGGUACGGCGGGUACUUCUCCCGCCGAUUCCGAUGACGAAACCGGUGCGCCGAAAAAGCCAUUGGUAACGAUGGGUGAGAACGGCAAUGGUGUCCGCGUUCCAAAUGAGGUGUCCUCCGAUGGCCUGAAUGAUAUUACGACAUUCCCACAUUUGCGUGACAUGGACCAACCGGAGCCUUCCAAAGGGAUCCGGGGCUUCGUGACUCGCUUCAAGUUUGCUCUCCAUAGGGGUUUCAGCCGCACGAAAGAACGUAUGCGCCAAAUAAGCGUACGCACCUACUCCAAGCUACCCCGGUAUAUCAAAGUGCCUCUAGAAAAGACUGGAAAUUUCAUUAGCGAAUUCAUGAAUCCUCCAUUAUGGGCCAUGCUUAUCUCCAUUAUUGUGGCCUCGGUUCCUCGCCUCCAACAGUUGUUCUUCGAAAAGGGGUCGUUUGUUAAGAAUAGCGUCACCGAUGCCGUUGUACAAAGUGGAAACGUUGCCGUACCCAUGAUUCUCGUUGUCCUCGGCGCCAAUCUAGCAAACAACACCAAGGACAGCGAGGCCAAAGAUCCUGAAGAAGCCAAGAUAGGAUCAAGACUCCUUAUUGCGUCACUCAUCAGCCGGAUGGUGCUCCCUACCCUCAUCAUGACACCCAUCAUAGCCCUCACUGCGAAAUACAUUCCUGUUAGCAUAGUGGAUGACCCAAUCUUCAUCGUCGUGUGUUUCCUUCUCACGGGUGCGCCCAGCGCUCUUCAGCUAGCGCAGAUCUGCCAGAUAAAUGAAGUCUACGAAGGCGUCAUGUCCAAGAUUUUGUUCCAGAGCUACGUCGUUUGGUGAGUAUGGCCCACUCAAUAUAAGACACAAUCAGUAACUAACCAUCUGUAGGAUUCUUCCGUCGACGUUGGUUUUGGUGAUGCUGGCACUCGAGACAGUGGAAUGGGCGGGACUCUGAGCUACAUAUUCAAUACCUAGCUAUCGCAGGCGGGGCAGAAAGGGGGGAGGAGCCC
Xylaria bambusicola is the source of this 1879-nucleotide messenger RNA. RefSeq names its product auxin efflux carrier superfamily. Gene Ontology annotation, biological process: transmembrane transport. The transcript has 2 exons. The record is from RefSeq and is a predicted model, not a curated record. NCBI's taxonomy places the organism in Eukaryota, Fungi, Ascomycota, Sordariomycetes, Xylariales, Xylariaceae. Gene Ontology annotation, cellular component: membrane; endoplasmic reticulum. Bases 105 to 1709 code for a protein of 534 amino acids.